This is a messenger RNA of Bombus pascuorum, 925 nucleotides long. Its product is annotated as pre-mRNA-splicing factor ATP-dependent RNA helicase PRP16-like. Lineage: Eukaryota; Metazoa; Arthropoda; Insecta; Hymenoptera; Apidae. Bases 406 to 687 code for a protein of 93 amino acids. The transcript has 2 exons. The record is from RefSeq and is a predicted model, not a curated record.
CCAGUAUUUUGAACUGGCUGAGAAGAUGACGAGAGCAGUAACUGCCCGUAGAAGAAGAUACAACGGGGCAUGAAGGGACAACCCUGAUGACUGCCGACAGGUAUUACCGGGGCUGUCUGUCCUCAAAGCAGAGGAAGAGGGAGGAGGGGUUUUUAGUGGGUAUGGCAACAACAUCCGCCCGAGUCCCACAUAACCCAGUGAUGCGGGUCACUGGGCAUGCGUAACAGCAUUUUCCCCUCCUCACGCAAAAAAAAAAAAAAAAAAAAAAAAAAAAAAAAAAAAAAGUAUCGGAGAACCGGGUACGCCUGUUCCUUAUCGUAAUACUCCAAGUAGAUUGGAGUUAUAAUUGUUCAGAUUUUCAAUGAAAUGUAAAUAUAAGACUACGUGGUGUAUCAUCAACUUGUGAUGACUGGCAAGAAGGAGUACAUGCAAUGCGUUACUGCCGUUGAUGGCCACUGGCUAGCCGAAUUGGAUCCUACGCUUUUUAGCGUGAAGGAAACUGGACGAAGCGGACGAGCAAAAAGACGUACAAGACAUUCACAUGAAAUGGAAGGGCAGAUGAAAGAAGCGGAAGAAGAAAUGAAAGCUAGGGCCCGAGAACAACUUGAAGGUGAACAAGCUUCUAUCAGGAAGAAGGAAAUAUUGACGCCAGGUAUCGGAGAACCGGGUACACCUGUCCUUUUUUAAUAUAUGUAUCAUCACAAGAAGCCUAAUUUCUCUGCCGGUACCAGCAACUGCAGCAAGUAGCUUUGAUAAAUAUUUAUUUUCCAUUUCUAUUAAAUUUAUCAAGCUGAUAUCCUCAACAGGUUUGUAUACUAGCCGAGGAGGACCUUCCAUAAAAUAUUCUAAUGUAGAAUCUUUUUUCCAUGUUUGCUUAGCUAAAUUCUCAAAAAAACUAUCCAUAUUUUCGUAAAUGUAUCGAAUC